AUGUCUAAAGUGCCUCCUCCUCCAGCACACGGCAUUUCUUCAGCACUGAUCAAGAAGAAACACAAAAAGAGAUUUACAAUUUCAACUGAAAAUAUAUUGCAACAAAAUUCUAUUAAUCGUUCCGAAGAUGAAGAAAUUAAAAGAAAGAAUAAUUAUCAUCAUGAGGGCCGUGUCCUGAUCAUUCCGCAACUACAUUACGGAUUGGAAAAGAUUGGAACCAAAAUUACAUUAAUGGAUAGGGAUAAUUUACUCACUCAUUCUCCAACAUUGAUUAGUUUUGGAGGUUAUUCAGUGUUUGGAGGGAUUAUAGAUGUACAAUUAUUAUAUUUAGAUUUGGAACCAUCAGAGAGUGGUGAAUUAAAUGUUGAAUUUGAGUGGAAAUUGUUGGAUGAAGGAAACAGUGAAUUAAUCAAUUUGGUUACUGUUUCAAAUUUAACAUUCCAUUAUUGUAAACAGAGACAAUCUCUAUUACUAUUCAUACCAACAGAUCAUGUAAAUAUUUUUGAGUUUAGUUUAACGAGUAGGACUUGGGAAAAAUCUAAAUUUAUUUCACCGUUCUAUGAUUCGUAUUUUCUAAUCGAUAGGGAUGAGAAACAUUUAAUUGAUAUUAUGAGCAGUGAUUCAAUGUAUAUUAAUUGUUAUGAGUUGAGUGGUGUAUUUUCUAAUAUGGACAAGAAAGGAGUGGAGCUUCCAACACCAAAAUCAAGGAUGAAUGCAAUUUUAGAGGAGGAAUUGGUCAUCCAUCGAGAUGCAACUUUACCAAUUUUAGAUGAACAAAAGAUAUUAAUUUUGAGUACUAUGAGUAGAGGACAAAAUUAUAAUUAUAUUUCCAAAUCACCAGAUCUGUUGACCAUUAAUCUGAGUGGAUCGAAUCCAUUCGAGCAUUGUAAAUUAUUCGAUGAAAUUGGAAGUAAACCAACACUCGCUGAAUUUCCAAAAAUUGAUAAGUUACAGAAAUCAAAGGUAUUGAUAUCUGUAUUUAAUAAUACUAAAAAAAGAAUGGUUUUAUUUGUAAAGGAUGUAAGCAAGCACGGUGUUGAGGAAUUAAGAUAUAAUCCACUACCAAUAGAGUUGAAACGACAUGUCUUAUUUGAAACAGUUUCGUUUGGUUUUAUUACAAAGAAAAAUGAAAGGCGAAUACUUCUAAUGCCCAGCAACGAUUUAAUAUUCAUCAUCAAGAUUGAUUAUUUUGCUAUUUCCUUUGCAUUUCCAUUUAUUUCUAAUAUGAGGAUACUGCUUCCAAUUAGUGAUAUAAGCAUUAUUUGUAAAUAA
Molecule: messenger RNA, 1272 nt
Organism: Naegleria gruberi
Lineage: Eukaryota; Heterolobosea; Eutetramitea; Acrasida; Naegleriidae
Exons: 1
Coding region: 1-1272 (423 amino acids)
Source: RefSeq, a predicted model, not a curated record